AUGAAGCUCUUAUCAGUUUUGGCUUUGGCCGUAUCAUGUGCUUCUGCACAGCGCAAGUGUGGAACUACCAACAAUAAUGCCCCACAAAAUCUCAGAUACGAGGCCACCGCAGAGCCUGCUGACAGUCUUGCGGCUCGUCAAGCUUCGAGAGCAAGAUAUACUGUCGACACUUAUGUUCAUGUCAUCACGACUCAGAACAAGAGUAGUCUGUACCCUCGUGAGAUGGUUGAGCAGCAGAUGCGAGUGAUGAACGAGGCAUAUGCUUCUGCGCGCUUUGCUUUCAAGACGAUCAGCAUCGACUAUACUGUCAAUGACGCAUGGGCUUCUGCUCUCGAUGGGCCUCUGGAAGUGGAGUACAAGACCAAGUUGAGGAAGGGAGGCUACGAUGACCUCAAUCUGUAUUUUUUGAGUGAUCUCGGGAACGGCCUUCUCGGCUUCUGCUACUUCCCCGAACCCUUCGCCUCCCCAGAGCAACGCAUCCUCGACGGCUGCGUAAACCUCGCGGGUAGCAUGCCGGGCGGCGAAACUCCUUCCUACAACCUCGGUGCAACCGCCGUUCACGAAACCGGCCACUGGCUCGGACUCUUUCACACUUUCAGUGAAGAUGGACUCGGCUGCAGCGGUCCAGGAGAUUAUGUCCUUGAUACUCCUCACCAAUUGAACGCUACUCGAGGAUGUCCUGCUGUGAAUCCUGAUACUUGCCCCCAGCGACGGGGCGUGGAUCCAAUCCAUAACUAUAUGGAUUACUCGACUGAUAUUUGCAUGUAUGAGUUUACGAGGUUGCAGAGUUUGAGGAUGAGGGUUAUGUAUGCGACAUUGAGGAGGACACAGAGAGAUAGGAAGUAG
Molecule: messenger RNA, 846 nt
Organism: Cercospora beticola
Lineage: Eukaryota; Fungi; Ascomycota; Dothideomycetes; Mycosphaerellales; Mycosphaerellaceae
Product: zinc metalloprotease
Molecular function (GO): metallopeptidase activity
Source: RefSeq, a predicted model, not a curated record